AUGUCCUCCACUUUGCCAAGACCAACUUUAAAUCCUUUAGAAAAACAUAGACUUGGAAAACAAUUCGGCCAAGAAGUACCAGAAUUUGCCGACUACCAUCAAAAGAAGAAGGACGUCUUUGAACUUUCUUUGAAGGUGGGCUCAGUUUUGGGUCUUGUCGCUGGUGUUCCUGCUUAUCAAAAAUCAUAUCAACCUCUCACUGGUAUUUUUGUUGCUGCUAUGGGUUUCCUUGCCGGUCAAUCAUUUGUAAAACAUGUUGCUGGACGAGCUUACGGAUUGAAUCCAUUGAACGAUGCCGAAUAUGAAAGAGCCUUCAAUUUAUGGGUUUAUUAUGAACACAAUCCACACCGUAAACAACAAGAUUUACCAGUCCAUACUAUGGAAGCUAGAUAUCAACAAAGUUUGGCUGAAUUUAGAGAAAAACACAAGAAUGAAUAUCAAAAGUUCUUGACUCAACAACAACAAUAAUUCAUGUGGACAUUUCUUCAUCAUGUGAUCAUAAUUUCUGUGUAGAUUUAGUAGUAAUAUAACAUCAUCAUAUGAUUUGUACUUUCUUCCAACCACACCCCUCCUUCCUUCCCACCUCUUUCAAACAUUAAAUUAACACGUCAAAAUAAACCAAAGGGUAUAUUAUUUAUGGUAAA
Naegleria gruberi is the source of this 644-nucleotide messenger RNA. RefSeq lists its product as uncharacterized. The record is from RefSeq and is a predicted model, not a curated record. The transcript has a single exon. Bases 1 to 468 code for a protein of 155 amino acids. Lineage: Eukaryota; Heterolobosea; Eutetramitea; Acrasida; Naegleriidae.